Telopea speciosissima is the source of this 2715-nucleotide messenger RNA. RefSeq names its product telomere repeat-binding protein 5-like. The transcript is spliced from 10 exons. Gene Ontology annotation, molecular function: protein binding. NCBI's taxonomy places the organism in Eukaryota, Viridiplantae, Streptophyta, Magnoliopsida, Proteales, Proteaceae. The record is from RefSeq and is a predicted model, not a curated record. Bases 344 to 2428 code for a protein of 694 amino acids.
GGGGGUUUUGGUUUUGGUGAGAAGGAGAGAGAAAGAGAGAGAAGGUAGCGUCUGAAACAGCGCUUUCUCAGAGGAAGGGAAGGAUGAAAGGCAGAGAGAAGAAGCUUUGUUUGAAGACAAAUUCAAAUUUUCUGUGAUCUCUAUAAACCCUUCUGUAGAUCACUGAUCUCACGUGCCGGAAUUCUGUAGCAAUUUGCCGGAAUUUUAUCGUUGCAGUGAAGGUCUCUCCUUGAUCGAGAAUUGUGACAAGCCCGUCCUGAAACUUGUUACUGAAUAGGAAAAUGGCUACUAUGGUUUUGGUGAUUUGUGCUUGCUGAGUUCAUGUUGGUAGAGUUUCUUAGAUAUGGUGUUGCAGAAGAGGUUGGACUAUGGGUUUGUUGGCUACCAAGUGCCUGCCAUGCCCCGAGCGUCAAGAUCAGCCAGGGGGAGAAGUUGUGUUAGAAAGAAAGUCGAGAACAAUCAAAUGUGUGCUUUUGACUUAUUGGCUACUGUAGCUGGCAAGAUAUUACAGGAGAGGGAAAAUUCACCUGCACCAAGUGAUCCAUUGACUGUGAAAGAUCAUCAGUAUCCUGUUGCUAAAGGUAUUGUUAAACAGGAACAAGUGGAUGAAGAGAAUCAAUUGAAAUUAGAAUCUUGCGAUCAAGGAAGCUGCAAUGAGAGUUUAUUUGUCUCAGAGCUCAGAGACCACAAACAAAAUAAUAUCUCAAAGGAAUUCUCACAUGUUCAAAGUGUUGGGGGUUCAGGACCCUCAUCAGUAAUGACUAAUCCUGAGCAUUCAGAGAAGUCUGGUUCUGCUGAGGAGUUAGUUGUUGGCAAUGGCAAGAGUAGUUUUGGAAACUUUCCUAACAAAGUGAAGAUAGGCUCAUCAGGUUUUGGCAAGUGUGCUGACAACACUGAGGCUGAAACUGAGAAACCAGUAGACACCGAGGCACGAAAGAUCGGAAGUGUGAUUAAUGGAACUAUCCCUGAUACAUGCAGUACGGAGGGUCCAAUGGAAUUGGAUAGGAAACCUCAAGCAUUGGUCAGUUCAGAUAGCAGUGUUGAGGUACCUUUGGGCAGAGUCCAUGUUCCUCGUCGUUCUCUUUCUGGGCGUCGAGAUGAUGUAAAGGUAGUUAGUAGAGAUGAUGACGAAAACUCUUCUGGUUGCACUCAACCUAGCAAUGUAGCUUUGAAGGGCUUCAGGUCACCACCACGUAUUGGAGACCGCAGGAUAAGGAAGUUGCAGGCUUCCAAAUGUUGGAAAAUGGCCCCAAAGCUGAAAGAUGGGGAACUUUCAAACAGUGAUGAGGAAACAAAGCCUGUUCACCGCAGUAGGAAAAGCUCUUAUACACGUCAAAGAUCACAGAGGAAUUCUCCUUUUAAAAAGAGAAAGCUGUUUGAUGGAAGGUCUAUGUCAACAUCUGAUGGUGGGAUUAGUAGUGAAGGCAUUGCUAAUUCACCUAUUAAGGGCAUUCAUAGAGAUGUGACUGGUACAGGUGCAACGUUGCAUGGAGCUAGUGGGGCAUCAUCUUCUGUGGCAGGUCCACAAGCAACCUUCCGGUCAAGGGAUUCUCAUGUGAAGCUUCGUAUCAAGUCCUUUCGUGUGCCAGAGCUCUUCAUUGAGAUUCCUGAAACUGCAACUGUUGGUUCACUGAAGAGGACAGUUAUGGAGGCUGUCACUGCUGUACUUGGAGGUGGACUACGCGUUGGUGUACUUCUUCAGGGGAAGAAGGUUAGAGAUGACAACAACACUCUGCUACAGACUGGGAUCUGUAAUGAGGACAAGCUGGACACUUUGGGUUUUACGCUGGAGCCUAACCCUACAAAUUCUCCACCUCCUUUGUGUUCUGAAGAUCCUUCCCCUCGACUUCCUAGUGAUACACCUCAACAACUAACCAGGUACCCAGCCAGUGAUGUUUUAGAUCCAGGGGCUUCCAUUGCCUCACUAGAUCCUCCAAUGACCAACAUAGGCAACGGUAUUGAAAGUGAUCAUGAUUCGGUUCCCUCUCCUACUGACAUCUCUGCAGACAAAAUCACAUCUGAUUCCAGAGCACUUGUUGCUGUUCCUGCUAUGAGUGUUGAGGCAUUGGCUGUUGUUCCAUUCAACCCGAAAUCUAGGCGUUCUGAAAUUGUACAGCGCAGGAUCAGAAGGCCCUUCUCUGUAUCAGAAGUGGAAGCACUUGUUCAAGCUGUAGAGAAACUUGGGACUGGAAGGUGGCGUGACGUUAAGCUGCGUGCUUUUGAUAAUGCAAAGCAUCGAACCUACGUGGACUUGAAGGACAAAUGGAAAACACUGGUGCACACGGCAAGAAUAUCCCCUCAGCAAAGGAGGGGAGAACCAGUUCCACAAGAGCUGUUGGACAGGGUCCUUUCGGCCCACGCUUACUGGUCUCAACAGCAAGCCAAGCAACAGGCGAAGCAGCAGUCAGAGACAUGCCUUCUCCUCUGAAAUAAUUAUUUAGAAGCCAAAGAGGAGAGGAACUAGGAAGGAAGAGUUAGAAGAAGGAUCUCUGAUUUAUGAUUUUUAUUUUUUGUAAAAAGGAAGAAAAAAAUUAUUGUGAAGAAAUUCAUGUAAUAUUCUCACAACACACUCACUCACUCACCCAAUGAUUCUUAAGCCAGAUUUUUCCUUUCCGCUGGAGAGGGGUUGGCGAUUGUAAAUGUUCACAGGAAUAAAGAGCUCGCUAAGCUAACGGAAUUCGUCCAACGCUGGGAAGACUGGCGUUUUGCUGUUCA